ACAUCAAAAUAAAAUUAACUAUUUUUAUCAAAAAAAAUCAUCACGUCCAUUCACAAUGCCAUUACCAGCGGCUUUACAAGCAAGACUGGCUAAGCGAGGAUUAAUAAAGUCAAAAGAAAACGUCGGAGCCAAAGAAAACUCUGGUCAAACUAUUUCUACCGAUGUCCGUGCUGAGAAAUCACCAAAUGUCUCCAAUCCAUAUCAUGAAACUGUGGAGUUAAGUGGGAAACGGACUGUUGCCUUCGAUGGUAACCAGCAAGGUGAUUAUGAACAAUUACCUGUCCCUCCUGGUUGGUUUCUGGUGCCAGAAAAAACUGUGGGUGCUAGCUAUUACUGGAAUCCAAUGACAAAUCAAGUGACAUGGUUGCAUCCUUUGAAUCCUAAAGCUCAAAUAACAAACCCUAUUUCAGGAGGAGAUAGAGAAAUCAUGCCAAACACUAUUAUUCCAUCUCCAUUGGCGAGUGGCGAUGAUAAAGAACAACUAUUUAAUGUUGGUCGACAUCCCAGUUUAGUUAAGGGAUCACAGAAAAAAAUGCAAGCUGCAGUAAAAAGGAAACAGCAAGAACAAGAGGCCCGUGCAAAGAAGAAAAAAACAGACGAUCUUGACCCUCUAGAUCCUGCCGCAUACUCAGAUGUCCCAAGGGGAACAUGGUCUACUGGUUUAAUUGAAAAAGGAGAAGCUAAAACAGGAGUUGAUACAACAGCCAAUGGACCUUUGUUUCAGCAGCGACCAUAUCCAAGUCCUGGGGAAGUGCUUAGGCAAAAUGCUGCCAUCAAAUGAUACCUUGGUUAUAUGCUGGCUUGGACAAAAUCUCCAUCUUGUUUUGUUCUUGAACUUUGAAAUGUGUAUAUAAUAUUAUGCCAAAUAAAGUCAUUAGUACUCCAAUGGUUUGAUUAAAAGAGAUUGGAUCUUGAAACAAUAUUACACCACCAACCAAAGUGAUACAAAAUUUUAAGUGUCCAACCAUAUUAUAUUUGUGUAAGGUUAAGGAAAUGUUAAACACUGUCGUUAUACUGUAUUUGCAUUUCAAAAUUGCUAAUUCAUGUUCAUUUCAAAAGGAUAUGUUACAGGAGAAGUAUUUCCAAUUAUCCAGUAUAUUGAUAAAUUCACAGAAAAAGCUAAACUUCCAGAUAAAAUUACAAAGAUCUGAAAUGGAAAUAACAAUGAAAUUUCCUACAGUGCAAGAAAACCUGUUAUAGUCUACAAUGAAUUGAUAAUGACUUACAAUAGCUGAUGGUGGCCAAUGUGUUAAUAAUCCACCUGUUUUUAAUGGUGGUUCCCACCAAGGGAAUAUAAGUGAGAGUACCAAUGCUGACAAUGGUGCCUAUGUUUUGUAAUUAUUUCAUGUUUAAUUAGAUAAAACAAUAUUUAGUA
Messenger RNA from Xenia sp. Carnegie-2017, 1375 nucleotides. Its product is annotated as polyglutamine-binding protein 1-like. The transcript has 9 exons. Gene Ontology annotation, cellular component: cytoplasm; nuclear body. NCBI's taxonomy places the organism in Eukaryota, Metazoa, Cnidaria, Anthozoa, Malacalcyonacea, Xeniidae. Gene Ontology annotation, biological process: alternative mRNA splicing, via spliceosome. The coding region runs from base 56 to 781 and encodes 241 amino acids. Gene Ontology annotation, molecular function: ribonucleoprotein complex binding; protein binding. The record is from RefSeq and is a predicted model, not a curated record.